Messenger RNA from Alosa alosa (allis shad), 4191 nucleotides. It is a transcript of the gene cbln4, whose product is annotated as cerebellin 4 precursor. The record is from RefSeq and is a predicted model, not a curated record. Gene Ontology annotation, molecular function: protein binding. Lineage: Eukaryota; Metazoa; Chordata; Actinopteri; Clupeiformes; Clupeidae. Bases 459 to 1070 code for a protein of 203 amino acids. The transcript is spliced from 3 exons.
CGGGACAUUGUAUGCAAUUCUAUAAUGUAGUGCUACUUUAACUAUUUGCAGACAAACUGUAGCCUAAUCAUAUUAUGUUAAUGGUGAUUAUAGAAUACCUGCUAUGCAAGGCACGCAUCAGUAGGGGGAUAACAACUCCUCCAGCUUGAGUGGGGAGCGACAGAGCAGAAGCAGACAAGGAAUGAGUGCGCUGCUUUCUCAUCGGCUCUAAACUCCCGCGGUUUCGCUUGUUGUAUGCAGGCAAGAGUUCAGUCGCCAGCAGUCUCCUGCGCAAUCAACUAAAAGAAGGGGGGCAACAUGACCAUUGCAAUUGUUGAAAUUUCCGCCUGCAGCUGUUUAUAGCAGUCUGUAAAUUGUAAAGUCUGUGAUUUGGUUCACAGAUUGAUGUUACUCUGAGGCGCCGAAAGCACCCGAGAGAACCUCUUACUUUCAACUUGCCUUUACGGGGAUCUGUAAUCAUGGUGGUUAUUGUGUUGGUGCACAAGGCGAUGUUCGACUCCAUUGUGUUUUUCAUCGGCGUGGGCAUAGUCGCCAAGCUAGCAGUCGCCCAGAAUGACACGGAACCCAUAGUCCUGGAGGGCAAAUGCCUGGUGGUUUGUGACUCUAAUCCCGCCACAGAUUGGAAAAGCUCUUCUUCUCCACUUGGCAUCUCAGUGCGCGCCGCAAAUUCCAAGGUGGCUUUUUCUGCAGUGAGAAGCAACAACCACGAACCAUCAGAAAUGAGCAACAAAACGAGAAUAAUAUACUUCGACCAAAUCCUUGUCAACAUUGGAAACUAUUUCACUUUAGAAUCUGUGUUUCUGUCCCCACGGAAAGGGAUCUACAGUUUCAACUUCCAUGUUAUUAAAGUGUACCAGAGCCAGACCAUACAGGUGAACUUAAUGUUAAAUGGAAAGCCUGUAAUCUCCGCCUUUGCUGGCGACAAAGACGUGACACGUGAAGCUGCCACUAACGGAGUCCUGCUAUACCUGGACAAAGAGGACAAGGUCUACUUGAAGUUGGAGAAGGGCAAUCUAGUGGGCGGGUGGCAAUACUCCACCUUCUCUGGCUUUCUAGUGUUCCCCCUGUAAAGAAAAGCACAUACACAAAACAAACGCACUCUAUUUAUCCAGUGUGUCAUCAUUGUGUAACCAAUACCUCCCACACUGACUGGAUCCAAAACGGAUACUUGUCCUCAGACUGCUGUGAGAAGAAACAAGCAGACAAUGUCAUCUUAGGCAAAAAGAUAAGGAAAACAAACAAGCAUACCCCUCUUUUGAACAAUACAUCUAAAAACAGAGUUCAUCGCUGCUUUCACUGCUUAUACAGAGCAUUCAAAAGAAGAAAAGAAAUGUGUGAUAUCUAUCUAUCUAUCUGUCCUGGAGCUCUGUGCUUAUAUGUUGUCCGCUUCACUUGUGUGUCUGUGGAGGUGGGAGUUGCUUCUGCAGCAUGUGUGGCGCAGCUUCAAAACAACCAGAGUUUUCUGUCAUCGCAUAUUUAUAGAAAUAUGCCUCACUCGUGAAGACAUAAGAUCCUUCAGGUUUGGUCACUCUUACUAUAUACGUAGGAUUCCACCUGACAUGUAAGAAAGAAGUGGACAGCAAAAUAUCGUAAGUGACAGAACUAAUACAACUAAUUACCAGUUAUAAGAAGUGCACAAAAUGUUUUAGGUAAUUGGUUCUUUUACAUUCGAAUAUACCCACAAAACACCUAUAUAAUAUGCUCUAUGUGUCUGUUUAUGUUAGACUUUGUGGUCGCAUGUCUCCAUUUGUCACCCAGUCAACACAGGCUCACACACAUGAUCCAACACCAAACACAAUUACUUCAAAUUGGAUCAACUUUGUAAUCUGUUGAGGAUAAUUGAUAUAUUGGGACAUUGGGAUUCUGACCAGACACCUAGAGUUGACAGUAAUGCCACACUAUCUUCAUGACCUCAGUAAUGCACAGCGACACUUAUACAUAUAAUUAGUUGAUAUGGCAGCUGCUAGAGAGUAUUUAGAAGAUAUUUUCUGCGAAGCACACCAUCAGCCUAUAUAUAAUCAAGAGUCCUCCCCCUAUUUUAAUAUUGCUGCUUGCUAUUUCUGUAAUGACGUGUUGGCACCCAGCCAGAGAGCAGUGAUGAAGCUGGAGAAGCUUGAGCUCCAGAGUGGCCAUGGAAGUGAUGCUCACAUGACCACAUGAGCUCAACCAGGCAGAGCUGCCACUGUAGCCACUUGACACUUAACAGUUCUCUGCUAAUAUGAAACCACAAUUUAUGUUAAAAUGAUGUUUAUGGAAGCAUGUUUUCAUGGAAGUUUACCACAGCUACGUUUUGCCAUUAUGUUAGUGAAGUCCUUCAUAAAAGUACCGUAUUUUCCGGACUAUAAGUAUAUAUAACAUAUAUAUAUAUGUUGCACCUGAGUCGCAGGACCAGCCAAACUAUGAAAAAAAGUGCAACUUAUAAUCCGCAUAAUACGGUAGGUGUAUGUUGACAAAUGAUUUGAGCCAGAUUCACAAAGAAUAAUAUACACAGUGAUUACAAUUUUUAUUGAUGGCAUUUAUACCAUCGCUUGAAGCAUUUUAUUCUGUAUAGUGCUGAACACUGAAAAUGGCACAGACUACAACUGAAUUCACGCACAGUUCGCUAGCAGUGGUCACACAUAGGUUUAUUUGCCUCUGAAUGUUUUUCUCUGUCACUUGUGUCACAUAGUUUAUGACAACUGAGGUCCAUGAAUAGUCUCAGAUAGUUACUUAGCCUGAGGUGGCUGUGUUGUUCGGAAUGUUCCUGAUGUUCUGGAUUCCCUUGUGGAGAUGACGUGUCUGUGCUAAGCUCACCUGCAAAUCUUAAAAAAUACAAGAGAGCAGGAGGUUUUAAUUUGUGGCAUAUUUCAUUUAUUCUCUGUAACAUGGUUUACAUAUCAUUUGCAGUCUUUCUCCAUUUCACUGUUUUUUUCUUUUACAUACCUCAGUGCAUGAUGCAAACAUGUUUGACAAUCAUUUAAAAAAUACUAUUGGUCAAGAUCCUUGGAAACCAAUCAAAUGUGUAUCCAUACAGAUGCUGAUUAAAAAAAACAGUUGUUUCAUCCAUUCUGAUUCAUGCUGUAUUUCAGUGAGAAAGAAUGUCAGGAACAGAGGGACACAUUGGCAUAACUAUUUUGAUCUAAUUUGAUUGAAAGACUUUUAAUCUUUUUCAUAAAAAGAAGAGAUUGACAUCCUGGACAUUUGGCUAGUAAUGCAAUGGAUUAUGUUAAUUAUACAUUAAAGAUAUAAUAAUAUACAAUGUUACAAUACACUCCUACUUUAAUGUAACACAAAAAGUCAAAAAGAAAGAAAAAAACAUUUUUGUCACUAAGCACUUUUUCAGUGUAAUUUACAUAAUGUUACUCUUACCUUUUGAAACACGUCUUAGGGGUCCAAACAACAUGAAAGCGACUAUGUUCUAACUGGAUAAUAUUUAUAGUGUCACUCUAAACUAGUCUUUGCACAUGUGUUUGGGUGCAAAAAUGUCAAGAUCUGGAGCACCAUAUCUUGGAUAUGGAUUUCUGUUUGGAUGUAGGUUUGCAAUAAUAAGUCAUUACAUAUUGUGUUCUGUCUAUUAUGCGUAUGUGUUUUGGUGUUGUUGUUGUCAUUUCUUCAGUGCUCUCUCAUCUAGCAGAUGCAUAGUUUUCACUAAAGCCUCCACUUUGAUUUGCCACCACUGGGAAUUCUCCUCGACCAUCUUGAAAAGUUUUGAAAAGACUUGUUGUCCAGUUUGCCAUUUUAACAAAAUGAUAACCGUACCUUACUGAUAAAUUGAGAGCAUCAUCUAUACUACUAACAUGGGCUAUAACUUUGGACAGUACUUGCAUUUUGUUCAUAGGUACCUGUGCUUCAAAUGGAAAUAUCAGUGUACUCCCUUAUACUGGCAUGUGUAUUGGCCAGUAUCAGCAAAUCAUUAAGUAUUACAUUCUGAGUUUCUACAGUGAAUUAAAGAUAGAUAUAGCUGAUGCUCAUAACACAGAUUUCUUAACUCAAAGGUAUAAUCAUUCAUCAGACUAUGAAAUUUAUGAUAUAUGGUAAUAAUAAGAACAUUUGAUACUACAUUGUGUGGUAUUAUGUAUUUAUGUGGAGGGGGGCUUCUAAUAAUUCUCUUUAAAUGGGAGAGAUUGAGUACAGAUGGGAGAGAUUGAGUACAGAUGGGGGAGAUUGGAGAGAUUGAGUACAGAUGGGGGAGAUUGAGUACAGAUUGGAGAG